Messenger RNA from Octodon degus (degu), 2500 nucleotides. It is a transcript of the gene Anapc5, whose product is annotated as anaphase promoting complex subunit 5. The record is from RefSeq and is a predicted model, not a curated record. Gene Ontology annotation, molecular function: protein binding. Gene Ontology annotation, biological process: positive regulation of mitotic metaphase/anaphase transition; protein K11-linked ubiquitination; anaphase-promoting complex-dependent catabolic process. The coding region runs from base 92 to 2347 and encodes 751 amino acids. NCBI's taxonomy places the organism in Eukaryota, Metazoa, Chordata, Mammalia, Rodentia, Octodontidae. Gene Ontology annotation, cellular component: anaphase-promoting complex. The transcript is spliced from 17 exons.
CGGAAGUGUAGGUCCAGUUGUGGUAGGUCCCGAGUGGGCGGCUGGGCGCGCCGCGUGGCGGGUCCCCGAGACUUAGUCUCGGCGGGCCGCCAUGGCCAGCGUCCACGAGAGCCUCUACUUCAAUCCCAUGAUGACUAACGGGGUGGUGCACGCCAACGUGUUCGGCAUCAAGGACUGGGUGACGCCGUAUAAGAUCGCGGUGCUGGUGCUGCUGAACGAGAUGGGCCGCACGGGCGAGGGCGCCGUCAGCCUCGCCGAGCGCCGGAGACUCAACCAGUUGCUGCUGCCGCUGCUGCAGUGCGUGGUCCUGAGCAUGGGAGACGGCCGUGAAUCGGACCGGGUCCUCACCGCAAGACCAAUCAAACUGAUGGCUGAAGGCGAACUGAAAGAUAUGGAGCAGUUUUUUGAUGAUCUCACAGAUUCCUUCUCUGGCACUGAACCAGAGGUCCACAAAACAAGCGUAGUAGGUUUGUUUCUGCGCCACAUGAUCCUGGCCUACAGCAAGCUGUCCUUCAGCCAGGUGUUCAAGCUCUAUACCGCCCUGCAGCGGUACUUCCAGAAUGGGGAGAAGAAGCCGGCAGACGACGCAGAUGCCGAGAUGGAACCAGCUGGCAGGGAGGAGGAGGAGGAAAAGAAAAUGGAGAAAGAGGAGCUGGACGUGUCCGUGAGAGAAGAAGAAGUAUCUUGCAGUGGACCUCUGUCCCAAAAGCAAGCGGAAUUUUUUCUUUCUCAGCAGGCUUCUUUGUUAAAAAAUGAUGAAACAAAAGCUCUCGCUCCAGCCUCCUUGCAGAAAGAACUGAAUAACUUGUUGAAAUUUAAUCCUGACUUUGCAGAAGCGCAUUACCUCAGCUACUUAAACAACCUCCGCGUCCAAGAUGUUUUCAGCUCAACACACAGUCUCCUGCAUUAUUUCGACCGCCUGAUUCUCACUGGAGCUGAAAGCAAAAGUAACGGCGAAGAGGGCUACGGCCGCAGCCUGCGAUACGCCGCCCUCAACCUGGCCGCCCUGCACUGCCGCUUUGGCCACUAUCAACAGGCAGAGCUCGCCCUGCAGGAGGCAAUUAGGAUCGCCCAGGAGUCCAAUGAUCACGUGUGUCUGCAGCACUGUUUGAGCUGGCUGUACGUGCUGGGGCAGAAGCGCUCCGACAGCUAUGUCCUGCUGGAGCACUCAGUGAAGAAAGCAGUGCAUUUUGGGUUGCCGUACCUCGCCUCCCUGGGAAUACAGUCCCUUGUUCAACAGAGAGCUUUUGCUGGGAAGACGGCUAACAAACUGAUGGAUGCCCUAAAGGACUCUGACCUCCUGCACUGGAAACACAGCCUGUCGGAGCUCAUCGACAUCAGCAUCGCCCAGAAAACGGCCAUCUGGAGGCUGUAUGGCCGCAGCACCAUGGCCCUUCAGCAAGCCCAGAUGUUGCUGAGCAUGAACAGCCUGGAGUCGGUGAAUGCGGGCGUGCAGCAGAACAAUACUGAGUCCUUUGCUGUCGCACUCUGCCACCUCGCAGAGCUGCAUGCAGAGCAGGGCUGUUUUGCUGCCGCUUCUGAAGUGUUAAAGCACCUGAAGGAACGAUUUCCACCUAAUAGUCAGCAUGCCCAGUUAUGGAUGCUGUGUGAUCAAAAAAUCCAGUUUGAUAGAGCAGUGAAUGACGGCAAAUACCAUUUGGCCGACUCCCUUGUUACUGGAAUCACCGCUCUCAAUAGCGUAGAAGGCGUGUACAGAAAAGCAGUGGUGCUGCAGGCUCAGAACCAAAUGUCAGAGGCACACAAGCUGCUCCAGAAACUGCUGAGCUACUGCGAGAAGCUGAAGAACACAGAGAUGGUCAUCAGCGUGCUGCUGUCCGUGGCUGAGCUGUACUGGCACUCGUCCUCCCCGACCAUCGCCCUGCCCGUGCUGCUGCAGGCGCUGGCGCUGUCCAAGGAGUACCGCCUGCAGUACCUGGCCUCCGAGACCGUGCUCAAUUUGGCCUUCGCCCAGCUCAUCCUGGGAGUCCCGGAACAGGCCUUGACCCUUCUGCACAUGGCCAUUGAGCCCAUCCUGGCCGAUGGCGCCGUCCUGGACAAGGGCCGCGCCAUGUUCCUGGUGGCCAAGUGCCAGGUGGCCUCGGCAGCUUCCUAUGAGCCUCCGAAGAAAGUGGAAGCUCUGGAGGCCGCUGUUGAGAACCUCAAUGAAGCCAAGAACUAUUUUGCAAAGGUUGACUGCAAAGAGCGCAUCAGGGAUGUCGUGUACUUCCAGGCCAGACUCUACCACACCCUGGGGAAGACCCAGGAGAGGAACCGAUGCGCCAUGCUCUUCCGGCAGCUACAUCAGGAGCUGCCUUCCCACGGAGUGCCCCUGAUAAACCACCUCUAAUAGAGGGGGACAUGGGUGCCCCAGUAAACCACCUCGAGGGAGGCUGUCCUGUGGUUGCUGUGCAGAGGAGGUGCGAUUUGGACUUGUUCCUGCCUUCCCUUCAGCUGAGGUGGGUGUGUGCCCCAUUUCAUGAAUAAACUCUGCUGAUCAAUG